AUGGGUGAGAUAAAAGGAUCGGAAGAGAAAAGGCAUGAGUUAAGCGCAGUUAAUCUAAAUGCACACAAUAAGUUAGAUAUCAACACAAUCAACUCAUUAAAAUCAGAAGACAAUGAAAUAAGCGUUCAAUAUACUAAAGAUAGAUCAGAUUCACCCGUUGAAAGAGUCAAGUUCAUAGGGUUAGGUAGUAAUGACAGUAUAUGUUCAGAUGAAACAGAAGAUGAUAAACUGCCGCCUAUACCAGAUGGUGGUUGGGGAUGGGUAGUGGUAGUUGCAGCCUUUUUAGUAGCAGCUUGCGCUGAUGGCUUAGCCUUUUCAUUCGGCUUAUUACAUGAAGAAUUCACGUCGUACUUCGAAACUACACAGUCAAAGACUUCGUUGAUUGGUAGUCUGUUCAUUGCUACACCAUUACUGGCAGGACCCAUUAUGAGUGCUUUAGUAGACAGAUAUGGAUGCAGAGUAAUGACUAUGAUAGCUGGUGUUAUCUCCACUAUUGGAUUUUUAUUAGCAGCUCUCAGUAAUUCAAUUGGAAUGCUGUGUUUGACUUUUGGCUUCAUCAGUGGGUUAGCGAUGGGAAUUCUAUAUGUAACUUCUGUUGUAUCGGUUGCAUUUUGGUUCGAUAAAAGAAGAAACCUAGCUGUGUCUUUAGCGUCGUGUGGUAUUGGAUUCGGUACUUUAAUUUAUUCACCAAUGACUCAUUAUUUCUUAGAAAUUUACGACUGGAGGAAUACUAUUGUUUUAUUGGCUGGUACUUUAUUAAAUAUGUGUGUCUGUGGAGCCUUAAUGAAGGAUCCAGAGUGGUUAGAAAUUAAACAAAGGAGAUUAAAGAAGUCUAGAUCUAGACGUUCUUCAAGCGCAGGCUCAGUCUCAUCGAAAUCUAUUGGAGCUGAGUCAGCUUAUUUAGAUGCUGAAGAACUUAAAUCUUUACUAAAAAGUGGAAAGAAUCCUGAGUAUAUAUUGGCAACCCUAGCGACAAGUAUAGCGGAAGCGAAAGAAUUAGAAGCGACCACACAAUUAAAUGCGGAUAAAGCUUGCAAACGAAUGCAUUCAACUAUACACUUGCCCACAUUUGUACAACAAAACGAAAAGGUUCCACCUGAAGUAAUAGAAAAAUUAAUGACGAAUAAACGGCUCUACAAUAUAAUCUUACAAAAUUACCCAGACGUGUUGAUGCGCAGGCAUUCUGAGGUCAAUAUAAACGUCGACAAUAAAAAUAUAGAUGAGUCUGCAAAGUUACCAGUGGAAAUAAAAGUCAAAAAGCCUAAGGAUGAAAAAGAUGCAGAAGGUAAAAAACAUAGUCAAAAGGAUCUCCAUAAAACUCAUUCAAAUAAUUUACAUAACACUGAAUCAAAUAAAUCAAAUACCAAUGUGAACUCCACAAAAACGAAAGAGAAAUUAGUCUCAAAGAAUUCGAAGCCUGGUCUACCACCAACUAGUUGGUUGAGACAAAUUUCGUUGGAUCAUCAUUACUUGAGGGGUAUGCCAUUGUAUAGGAAUACACUGAUGCACCGUGGCGCUAUGUUGUCAAUACCCGCGAGGUACAAGCUGAGAGCCUCAUCCUUACCGGAUAUAUACAAGAAUUCGUCUUGGUCGCUGGAUUCAGAAUCAGAUGAUGAAAUGCUUUGGUACCACCGCCUAUGGCAGACCCUCAAAAGCACGUUCGACUUUAGAAUGUUCACCGAGUUCCACUUCUUGAUGUUCAACUUAUCGUCUCUGAUACUCUCUGUGUGGUUUAUUGUCCCCUAUUUCUUCCUCAAGUCUUACAUGACCGAUAUGAAUUUGGAUGGUGGCGAGAUGAUGAUUUGUAUUAUUGGGGUGGCCAGUAGUAUUGGAAUUGUAAGCCUUGGUUGGGCCGGUGAUCAGCCCUGGAUAAACGUGACGAAAACUUACGCAAUCUGCCUCAUCAUCUGUGGCCUGUCCGUGGCCGCUUAUCCCGUCUUCAUCACCAACUACUGGGCUCUUACAGUAGUGUCUGCUAUCUUUGGCUUAUCAUUUGCCAGUUCGUAUUCCUAUACGCCAGCAAUUCUGAUGGAUCUGAUGCCGAUGGACCAUUUUACUGUGGCGUAUGGUUUAAUUUUGCUUAGCCAGGGCAUUGGACAUUUGGUUGGACCACCUAUUGGAGGAAUGCUAUACGACCUGACAAAGUCAUGGGACCUGACAUUCUACAUGGGUGGUGCGUGGGUAAUCGUGUCAGGACUUUGUGUGGCGGUGAUCGCAUACACUAAAGACGUUCGAAUGUGUGGAACAGCACCUCUACUGAAGGACGCGGAGGAAGCGAAAAAGGAAAACGAAGUCGACGUGUAA
This is a messenger RNA of Arctia plantaginis, 2304 nucleotides long. The record is from the annotation of a GenBank genome assembly. Lineage: Eukaryota; Metazoa; Arthropoda; Insecta; Lepidoptera; Erebidae.